Messenger RNA from Paraglomus brasilianum, 587 nucleotides. The record is from the annotation of a GenBank genome assembly. NCBI's taxonomy places the organism in Eukaryota, Fungi, Glomeromycota, Glomeromycetes, Paraglomerales, Paraglomeraceae.
UUGCUGAACUUAGAAAGGAGAAUGCUGACGUCAAGGCUGAGAAUACAAAGUUAAAACAAGAUAAAGAAGAAAUCGAAGCCAGAAUCGUGGGGUUAGAACAGACCACCAAAGAAAAUGCUGAACUUAAGGCCAGAGUCGCGAAAUUGGAACAGACUGCAGAAGAAAAUGCCGAGCUUAAGGCUAGGGUCGCGAAAUUGGAACAGAAGCAGUCACAAAACAUAUUUCUUCCGAUACCCAUCCAUCCAACUCCUUGCCCAUAUCAUCAGAAGAUAAGGAGGUCGAUGAAUUCCUGGGUUCGAAGUAUAAGGAAAAGAGAUAUGGAGUCACGACCCCAAAUUAAUCAUAAUACAAAAACCGUUCCCUCAGGGAAUGAUCAAAGUCAUGUGAUUUUAACAGAGUCGCCUUCGUUGCAAACUGAAGUGUCUGAAUUAGAACAGGACAAUGAAAUUGACAAAAACCAAAUUGUUGAACAAGGUUUAAUACAAGAAUUGCAUUUACCUACUAAAGAAAACGACAGCUUUAUCAAAAUUGGCAACUCUGGCAACAAAUCAGGGAAUAUGUUUUCGCUCAAUGAUUGUUUCUUUUAA